Messenger RNA from Schistosoma curassoni, 5660 nucleotides. Lineage: Eukaryota; Metazoa; Platyhelminthes; Trematoda; Strigeidida; Schistosomatidae. The record is from the annotation of a GenBank genome assembly.
GACCUCUAACAAACCAUGCUUAUUCUAACAGAUUUGCACACAAAUAUUUAAUUUGUUUGCUUUUUAGUGGAUAAAGGAAAAAAAAUAUACCAGCAAUCAUCAUCAAAUGUUACUAUUCCAAUGUGCUCAUUGAAUAUAAUUGGACUAUCUAUUUUGUGAUUACAAGUAUAAACAAGUAUUACAUUAACAUAUGCACACAUUCAUAUUCACAUCCACACACACAUGAACAAAUUAAUAGGUUGAAUACAAACAUACCCGUAUUAAUAUACACGAACACGUUUAAAACGCUUGGAUAAUAAGUAUGCUAAUAUAUGAUUGCGGUGUAACGAUCUAUCGUAUCAACAUCUUAUCUAACAUAUAUAUAUAUAUAUACACACAGGGUCAUAUGAAUGCACACACAGUAAAAAUACAUACAAAUGUAUUUCUAUAAAUCUGUUAAAUCUAAAUCUAUAUAUCGAUUUUAGAAUCAUAUCACAAUGUGUAAAGUUUGUAGGUACAUAAGUAGUUACAUGAUCUUCUGUGCGUGUAACAUAUAUGAUUACUAUUGUAUUGAAAUAAUAAAUAGUGACCAACUAUAUUAAAAUUAUUUUAGACUAAGUUUAUUUUAGCAUUUCUUAUUAUAUUAAAUAAUAUAAUUGUUGAAAGAGUGAGAUAGAAGAGAAAUGUAUAAAUUUAUAUGAAAUAUAUCCCUUUGAUUCAAUUCAAGCAAAAUAAUAAUCGUGGAUAUAUCUAUGGAUAUCAUUAUUUACGUAUCCAAUGUACAUCAUUAAAACAAAUUAUUAUUAUUAUUAUUGAAAAAAAUAUAUUCAAAGACAAAUGUUCAUUAAAAGUGAAUUAACUGGAUGUAAAAUUGAAUUAAUCGAUUGUUUUGGUGAACAUCAAUCCCAAUUAUUUUAUAAUCGGAUACGAAUACAUAAUCCAUGUUGGAAUAAAUAUGGUAAAUCACAAUUUGAUAUAAAAUUAGGUUAUACAAUACCAUUAGAUUUAAGUAAUAAUAAAAAAAUACCAAUUCUAUGUACACCGAUACAUUUCUUUCAACGUUUACAUGAUAAACAACAAGGUCAACAGCAGCAACAACAACAACAACAGAAUCGAAAUUCAACGAAUGGAUAUAUUCAAUCAAAAGAUAAUUCAGAUUCUAAUGUUAUUCAUCGUAAUAAUAAAGGAACUACUGGAUUAGUUAUUCAAUCUAUAAAUGAUUCUUGUAAGGAAUUAUCAAAUUCACUAACGAAUAGAAUUGAUACAAUGGAAAAUCUAUCUAAUGAUAAUUUUAUAAUAAACGAUGCUUUAGCUACAAUACGUGUAUAUUUUCCUGUGAAAUUAAUGCAGUCGGCAAAUGAAUUAAAAAUUAGUUCAGAUCUUAAAAAACGAUUUCAUCUUUUACCGCAUUUACAUGAAUUCGUCGCAUAUCCAGAAUUAUUAACACUAUCCAUAGAUCAAUUGAGUACGUGUAUUUUAAAAGGUUUAUCUAUGGUUCACUCAUUGAUUCAAUGUACUCUGUCAGUGCCAAAAGAAUUGUACAUGUUUCAAAAGGAUCAGUUAACACUACAUGGAACCGUGCAUAACACUAAAGACGACGAUAAUGAUAAUGGUAAUAAGAUUCCAAAAUCCGAUGAAAAUAAUGAAUCUACAUCACCACAAGAGAAUCGUUUUAUAAUUGUCAAUCGUGGUAUUUACAAUCGACUGAAUGCACUAAUUCAAAUACAGAAUACAGAGAAAAUGAUAAUAAUGCCAAAACGUAUUCAAUGGUCAUUAGGUUUGAUUAAUAAACGUAAAAAUUCUUCGUUAAAUCAGAAAUUUAUCGAUUGUAAUAAUUUGAUAAACUCAUCAUCAUCACAACUAACUAAUAAAACUAAUCGUUCUAUAUCCUCUCUUGAUAAAGAGUUAUUGGCUAAUAGUGAUGAUAAACAUAACGAUGAGAAUAUUAUUCAUAAUUCUAAUCAAAGCAGAGCUGAUAAUCAUGACGAAGUCAUUAACAAUAAUUUCUGUAAUGGUUAUCUAAGAGAUUGGGUUGGAUUGUCAAUUUCUGAUCAUGACGACGAUUGUGAUCACAAUUAUCAACAUCAUAGUCAUGUGAACUGUUCAACAAUGAAUAAAACAUUGAAUAACACAUCGUCAUCCUCAUUGGCAUCUUCUGUUAAUAGUAAUGAUAAUUGCAGUAUUAGAGACUAUUCAUCUGUUACAGAACGUUCAUCAUGUAUGGUAAAACCAAAGGAUCAUUCAUUCACGAUUGAUAAUAAUAAUAGUAUAAUGAAUAGUAUUCGAAUUGCCUUUGUUCGUCGUGAGUCAUCUGAAUGCGGUGAUGCAAUAGCUCCAUGUUUUCUUCAAAAUAAACAUUCACCUGCUAAACUCCGUAGAUCACGACUUCGUGGAACGGACAGCUUAGUUAUUAAAUUCAAAAGACACACUCUUUCAAGAAAUUAUUAUCCUAGUGAAUUAGUUCCUAAUUCUGUUGUGCAAUAUAAUGAACAAUUAAACUGUGAUAAAUCUUCCAAUCCUAAUACUAUUUUUAUGACUACCAAUACUACUUCUACCAUUACGACUAUUAACACGAGUAAUAGUAAUGAUAGUAGUGGCAAUAAUAGUCACAAUAACAGUACUGAAAAACGUAUGCGCUGUGAUCAAAAUAAAAUUUUAUGUAUUUUAACUUCACCUCUUAACUAUUCGUCAAAUUAUUAUCCAAGGAAUACAUGUUAUGAUGGUUAUCAGAAUCAUCCUCAUCAUUAUCAUAAUAAUAAUCGUCUAUUAUCUCCAACUACACUGACCACAUCAUCUAUUGCGUCUCGAGUGAAAUGGGGAGCAAAUUUAACAUUGUUAUCCAAUUCUCUUACAAAUGAUCAUGAUACCAAUGACAAUAUACAAACAAAUUAUCCUAUAAAUCAUCAAUAUGAUUCCGAAUCGAAUACAAAACAAUUCAAACAAUUUACUAAUGAAUUUAAUACACACGAAAAUUUUUUAUCGCCAUCAUUGUCAUCAUCUUCAUCGUCAACAGUAAUGCUUAGAACUUGUCAGCAUGAUUUAGAUAAGAUAAUUCUACAUCCUAGACCUAGAAUACCACCGAAACGUUUGGAUUUAGCUAAUCAAGAUUUGGAAUUAGCCUUGAAAAGGAGUCUUAGUGAUUGCACAAUGCAGUCAUCUAAUAAGAAUUAUCACAAUAGUUCAAUCAAGAAAUCUUUGGCUUAUAAAGUGCGGUUAAAUAACCAACAUACUGGGAACAGGGAUUCAACAAAUAAGAAUCUUGUGCGUCGAACGAAAGCAGUUCUACGCUCAAAAAGAAAACGUCACAAGACGUUUAGUAAUUCACGUCGUCAGAAAUCCAAGGCUGGUAAUGUUAAAGGCCAAAGACAUAAGUCUAGUGGAAAUUCUCCUACUACUAAUUCAACAGACAAUAGUUUUGUUUCAAAUCAAUCACACAUUGUUUCAGAUGAUUCUGUAAUUAAUGAUUUGAAUGAGGAUGGUGAUCGACUGGUGAAUGACAACCUAUCACGUCUUCCAUUGCCAAAACUUACUUUAGCUAAAAAUAGUGUUGGUGAAUUUAAUGUAGUUGAAAAUCGUGAAGAGAACACUGGCAAGUUUCCUGAGAUAUAUGAUCGUAAAACUACUACUAAUAACAUAACAGUUACUAGUAUGAGUAAUGGUAAUAUCGAUAAUUCAGUUCUGAAUAGCUGUCAGGCAAUAAUUAGUCCAUCGUCAUUAUCAUCAUCAUCAACAUCAUCUAAAGUUACAACAUGUAAAUCUUUAAAACGGAAAUCUGAUAACAAACAGAGAGUAAAUUGUUUGAAUAAUGACAGAAUAGUGAAUAAAAUUCCUCAGAUCAAUUCGGAAGUUUUACAGGACUCCAAUGAUGUAGGUGAUAUUAUUACUGAUGAAUUAGAGCACAACUCUAGAACGGUUAUUAGCUCGGUAGAUAAGCUUGAACAAAUAACAACAACUACUCCCACAGGAUCUUUCAAAACUGAUGAGGAAUAUUCUACAUUUACAACAACUUAUGAAUAUACACCUGUUAUGAAUUGUGUUGUAUCGAAUAAAUCUACUGCAGAUUCAACAAACCUAUCGUCAGUGUCACCUCAGCAAGUAAUACAGUGGGAAAUUCCGAAAUCCACUAGUUUGACUGAUAAUCCAAUUGCAUCAGGAUUUGUACAGUCUGUAGUACAUCAUACAUUGGUUAAUCCUUCUUUUACCAUAACAACAACACCAACCACACCUAAUCAAAUCUCCUGUGGUCAUUCCAUAAAUUUCACUAACCAACAUCAAAAUAUUUCACACUUAUCUCCAAUUCAUCCUGUCACCAUGUGGAGUCGUUUAACCAACCCUUUGCCAGCUCCAGAUCCUCCAACAAAACUAUUUAAUACUAAACGUGUUCCAUUUCAACAUCCUCCUCAGCUUACUCCUACUAUUAAUGAUUAUAAAUUUCAACAAUUCCCAGUGAUUGGAUCGGGUAAUUCUAUUAAUAACACUCAAGGAAUUCCACAAACACUAGUUACAAACCAUUUGCCUUAUCAUAUAACAUCGAACUCUACGACUAUUCCAAUCGAUUCAAUUGUUCAUUUGCCUACUGAUGCAUACCUAAAACAAAAUACGAAUACUAAUGUAGUGGGCUUGGUUACAAAUCCUUUACAAUAUUCAACAUUGUGUAAUCCUAGUCCUUUAAAUGAUUUGAAUUCUAAACAGUUUUUGCAAAAUUUGAAUAAAAUACAGUUGAGUAGUCAACUUUAUUCAUCUUUUCCUACUCAUAUGCAUCUGUCUCUACCUCCACCGCUCUUUCCAACUACUCAGUUCUCUCUAGUAUCGUCUUCAUCAUCACCAGCAGUCUCAUCGCCCGUCUUCAGCAGUGGAAAUCAAAUUCAUCAUUGGCCAUACACAAAUUUCCUAUCAAAUUCAAACAUUUCCAAAUUAACCGGAAAUAUCCCUGUAGGUUAUGAUACUACAUCAUUAUUAAUGCCUUCUGGAAAUCCAAUAUUAAAUAAUUCCAACAAUAGUAAUAAUAUUCAAAAUGGUUUCUUAUCAUAUCCUUUUUUACUUCCUAAUUCAACAUUUACAAACACAGGACAGCUGAACCUAUGUAGUUCAACUCCUUUGCUAGGAGCAUGUCCAUCAUCUUUGCAAUCAAUGCUUGGCGCAUCAUACAUUCUUGGUGCACAGAAUCUUAAUAAUAAUAAUACCCAAGGUCACAAUCGUAAUACUCUUCAAAAUUGCAUCUGGCUUCCUUAAUCUUAUUGAUAAACCUUUCUAAGUGUAUUGUAAUUCAGUAGUUAGAUAGAUAUACCCGUCUUUAUUUGCGUCGGAGUGCGUAUGUGCCUACUAGCCUGUUUUUGUAUGCUUAUGUGAUUAACUGUAUUAUAAAUAUUAUGAUAUAUAUGUCAAUAAUAGCAAUUUUUCCUUCAAAUACAAAUGAGCAUGUAAAGAUUUACAAAAUAGUUGAGAAAUGUAUAUGCAUGACAGGAAUAUAUCUUUGUUCACUUUCUACAUAUAUUUCUCUAUUUUGUUUGUAUAUGUGUAUUUUACCUGGUCUUCACUUAUACCCUGGUUUAUUAAUUUACCAUGACAGUCGUUUUCUUUCUUUCUUUCUCUUUCUUUCUUUCUUCCUUUCUCUCUCUCUAUAAUAUGUGUAUUGGUUUAGCUGUAUUUAUAAAGAAAUAGAGAGCUAUUGAAAUGCACUU